This is a messenger RNA of Fragaria vesca subsp. vesca, 1120 nucleotides long. RefSeq lists its product as uncharacterized. The record is from RefSeq and is a predicted model, not a curated record. The coding region runs from base 36 to 752 and encodes 238 amino acids. NCBI's taxonomy places the organism in Eukaryota, Viridiplantae, Streptophyta, Magnoliopsida, Rosales, Rosaceae. The transcript has 4 exons.
AAGUUAUUGCUUGGAUUUACUCAGGGGAAGCAAAGAUGUCGUUCAUGAAAGGAGAUUUACUUACGAAAACCAGAAAGCUGGUCAAGGGCUUGGCCAAGGCCGAGCCUGUUUGGUACAAAGCCAUGGAACAAGCACCGCCUCCAACAUUUCCUCGUGCUGAUGCAAUUCAGAGGAUCACACUCCCAGAGGAUGUUUACGUAAACAAGUUUUUUAAGAAACAUCCAGAAUCCAAAUAUCAAGACACAAUCAAGUUUUCUGCUUUUGAUCAUCCUCCAGCUCGUAUAUUUGGUCUUCGGGUGCUUGAGUUGAAGGAGCAGGGAGUUUCUGAACAGCAAGCAAUGGCGGUAGCUGAUAUGGAAUACCGAGCAGAGAAGAAGGCAAAGAAGAAGGCAUAUGCUGCGUUGAAGCAAAUUGCACGUCAACAAGGAAAGAAGCUUCCUCCCAACCCAUAUCCCAGUGCUCUCAAGGAGAUACAAGUUCUAGAGAAAAAGCAUGUUUAUGACCGUUUUUACAAUCCAAGGAUUCGCCAGAUUUUAAGGAAACUGCAAGAUGAAAAAGCAAUUGAGGAUCAGGACAGAAUGAGAGGGGAUUGGGGUGGCGGUGGGGGUGGGGGUUCGGCUGGUGGUGGCAGUGGGGGUCAGGGUGGUGGUGGUUGGGGUGGCAAUGGUGCUGGUAGUGGUGGUGGCGGUGGUGGUUGGGGUGGCCAAGGCGAUGUUGCUGGCGGGCGUAGUGUUGGUGGGGGUGUCUGGUAACGUUUGAAGCGUCAUCAGUUGAGAUAAUUUUGGUUAGUCAGCCUCCUUGGUUUGGUUAGUUCCUGAGAUUUCUUCCAAAGAUUUUUUAUUUUUUUCCAGUAGUUGUCCUUGCAUGAUUUGCCAUGCUGUUGCAUUGUUGGUUUACAUGCUUACAUGCUUUGAAGUUACAAAAAAAAAUGUGGAUCUCACUGAUUGCUAAUUGCAGCAAUCUUUCAGAAGAUUAUGGGAUUUUCUGCAAGAUAAAAUGGUUAAGAGCUGUAGUAGGAUACGUCUUGAUUAUGUGAUUUGGGUACUAUCUUAGGCAAUCAACAUAAUACUUCAUGUAUGAACUUUUGGAAAUAAAUAGUUGGAGAUCAUGAAUUAUUUAA